GCCAUGAAUCGUGCAAUUUUGUCUGUCCAAACACCCGUCUGUAGGAUCAGUCGGAGAAAUCGAGGCUGACGAUGACGGAGAACCACGUCGGAAUGAACGGGGAUUUCGAAGAAGACGAAGACUUUACGGAGUGCGGUCGGUUCGUGCUCCUGGACUCGCUGGCCAGACGCGACGAGCAAAGUCGCUCGCUGGUCAUGGACAGGCUGGAGCGCGCCUUCACCAGGUGGCGGGAAGAGGAGAAGGAGGGAGGGGAAGAAGCGAAGAAACUGCUCCGCGAGCACGUAUGUAGGGCGCUGGCUCUCCGCUCGAACGCGCCGUUCGUGGACAUCCGCCAGCGGAUGGGAAAACUCCUUGAAGAUGCGAAGUUGAACAAAGUGCCAGUUCCACAGCCUCUGUUUGAUGGGCCCACGUCCUUCAUUCCAAGAGAAGAGGUGGUGUGUUACGAGAAUGGAAAGAACAUGGCUGGGGAGCUGGGGGCGGUCCAAUCACAGUACGAGGAGGCAUUUGUACAAGAAGGGAGGUUGUCCCAUGUGACCCAGGUGCUGGGGUACCACCCCUCCUAUCUGCCACAGUUCACGAAGAUGCACAAUUUCCUGAUGAGGGGAAACGGACCCUACCCCUGCAUAUUAGGAACUACCUGGCCAUUCUGGCUGCAAGUCGUCACAAAUGUGCCUAUCUGGAUCUUGUUUGCCCCUGGUAGGGGGGGCAUGCAUACCAGCCGCCCUUUUAUGGUGUCACUCCAGCAGAAAGAGUUCCUGGCCAAUGGAGGAGACCCUGCCUGGACAGAGGGAGGCAUCCAAAGCCUCCCAGCCAAGAUGCUCAAUUUUCUCACAGUCAACAAGCUUCUGGCACACCAGCCGUGGCUUGUCACCCCUGUCCAUAUGAAGAAUCUCCUGCGAGGUAGCGACAGUUGGUCCGUGUCGGAGCUCGCCCACGCGGUGGUAGUGAUGGCCCACUUUCACUCCCUCUCCAGUUUUGCACUCUCGUGCGGUCUCACUCCAGAGAUAGACACACUCUACGAGGUCAUGAUGACGUCAUUGGAGGGGGCGGAGUUUCCGUCGGCACACCCGGGAUGUCUCACUAACCCCGCCCUCGGUCUCGGCCGGAGGAGAGAGAAUUCGGGGUCGGAAUCGACGCAGACAGACUCGGGGCCAAUCUCCCCUGAGCCUCCCUCGUCUCCCACUGACUCCAGGACUGGACAGUACAUGGUCCAGUACUAUCUCAGCAGUACCAGUGGAGAGGGGGGUAAUCUGGGAGACACUCUGAGGGAGAAGCUGAGGAUGAUGGACUCCGUCCCGUCAGACGAAGAGACUGAACAACAGAGAGACUCGCAGUUCAUGGGAGCUGCCUCCAUUAUCAGCACAGACGAUAGUGUGCAGAAGCCCAAGUCGCCCGUCUUUUUCCCAUCCGAUUAUUCUUGGGACGACCAUGGCUAUGCAUUUCUCAACAGUCUCUACCCCGAUAUUUGCCCUCUGCUGGACGGUCGAUUCGGCACGUCAUUUUCCAUGACCUACAAAUUUGUUGGGAAGGAAAAGAACAUCGAUACGACCAAUUUCCGCGAGGCCAUCUGGUUCUACAUCCACAGUAUAAAGGGAAUUCGCCAUGACGACUAUCAGUAUCGCAAGGUUAAUCAGGUCCUCGACAUAAGUUUCAAGACCUUCAUAAGGAUGGUGGCCUGUUUCCCAGAGAAGGUCCACGUGAACAUCAUAGCAGUGGAUGCCAGGAUGCAGGCUGAGCUCAUCUACGCCAUGAGAGCUCUGAUGACAUUCAUGAAGUCCCAGUAGUAGCCAUUCCUGUCCCAGUGUGUCUGCGUGUAUUUCUGGUCGUGUUUCCAUGUCAUGUACGUUUGUGUGUGUAGCCAAUUGUACAUCAUGUGGUGAAGCUACCGGCUCCACUGUAUGUGUGUAUGUAUGUAUGUUUCAUGUACAUCAUGUUGUGUUAUAUAGGAGAAAAUUAUCGCUGAAUUAACUUAGCUGUCUAUUGUCAUCAGAACACCCCCCUUCAUUUUGUAUUUAUUAUUCUGCCAAAAUUUAUGAAGUUUUAUUAUGGACUUGAACACUAAAAAAUGAAGUAUAAUAAAUAAUGUACAUAUAUAUAAAGAGUAUUAUACAGGCACAAUAAACAUGACUAUAAUUAUAAUAUAAAACUGGGUUUGGGUAUAUAUGAAAAAUUAAAAACGUGUGGCUAUAAACUGAAAGCUGAAAGAGACUUAGUGUCUCCGGCUGUGAGGUAAUCUAUGAUGAUGAUGAUAGGGGUGGUGAGGGAGAGAUGGGGGGUGCAAUCUUUUCUCCCGCGGUGGAUGAGGAGGAGAGCGAGAUGACUUGCCCCGACACCGACCAUGACUGCAUCGAUCACCGCUACUUCGAGAGUGCCGGUCCCGAUGUGGAUCCGAAUCUGGGACUCCGACACGACAGCAGCCGCGAUCGGAUCUUCGGCGAUGUAACCGUUCCUCUUCCUCUCUCCUUCUGACAGAGUCACUGGCGACCAACCUUCUUUUCCUGGGUGGCAGUUCACUCUCUCUCCUCUCUCCUCUUCUUCGUCUCUCAGGCGCUUCAGUCUUGUGCGGAGAGCUGGAGGGGGUAGGGGGCCGAAUAUCUAACCUCGAGGGGGUCGAGGGGGCCAAAAAUUCCCGGUCGUCCUCAGAAAUCUCUCCCUCUUCUCUGUCUACCAGAAUGUCA
This is a messenger RNA of Geodia barretti, 2678 nucleotides long. Lineage: Eukaryota; Metazoa; Porifera; Demospongiae; Tetractinellida; Geodiidae. The record is from the annotation of a GenBank genome assembly.